CGCGUACCACGAAGCAAACAAAUUUACUUCUUUCGGAACACGAACUCUAUAGCUGUUACAUAAACUCCCCAGUUCUUCUCUCUCUGUCACUUCCUCCCUCUCUCUCUCCUAGGGCACAGAAAUACCGAAAUCCAUUCAAAGAUUUCAUUUUCUUUCUCAGACCUCGUGCGUUGUAGCCAUGGCGGACGCUCCUUCCUCUCCAGCAACAAACCUAGAAUCCAAUCCCCAAUCCGAUACCCCCAAACCCCAGUCUAACCCACCGGAUCCCGUUCCCGCUUCCACACCACCGCCAUUAUCGUCAUCAAUCCCCAUCCCCGUAAACCCUAAUUCUAAUCCGCCUCUGGUGUCUCUGCCACUGCCGCCGCCGCCUCCUUCGAUCUCCUACGCUCCACAACAGGUCUCCGGUGCCGGACCUCCGUCGGCGCCGUCGUUUCGGCCGGUUCCUCAGUUCUCUCCAAUACCGAGCCCCGGCGUGCCCAAUCCGAAUUAUCAAAACCCCGGUGUCCAGCCGCCCGGCGUGAGCUCUGGGUCUCCGAUGGCUCCCGGUGUGCCCCCGCCGUCCUCGGUGCCGCCGCAUAUGAUGCAUUACCAGAUGCAGCCCAUGAGAGCGUACGCGCCGAUGCCUAAUGGAUACGCGGCCAUGCCCACCGGUGCUCCUCAAGGCGCCAUGCCUCUCCCUGGACUUGCUCGUUAUCCUUCUCCAUAUCAUGCAAUGCUUCGGCCUGCAUUUACUCCACGUCCACCAGGAGCAAUUGGUUCGCUUCCAGGUUUACCACGUGGCCCUGUUCCUGGGAUUCCUGGAGUUCGCCCAAUUAUGCCCCCUGUUGUUAGGCCAACUCUUCCUAGUGUUACUCCAGCUGAGAAACCACAAACCACUGUUUAUGUUGGGAAGAUACCACCAACCGUGGAUAAUGAUUUUAUGUUAUAUCUCCUCCAGUUAUGUGGACCUGUCAAGAGUUGGAAAUGUACUCAAGUUCCUACGGAUGCGACUCCUAGAGGGUUUGGGUUUUGCGAAUUUGAAUCUGCUGAAGGAGUUCUUCGUGCAUUACGCCUUCUGAGUAAAUUUAACAUUGACGGGCAGGACCUUGUGUUAAAUGUUAACCAAGCAACGAGAGAAUAUCUGGAGCGGUUUGUUGAGAAGAAAACUGAAAACUCAAAGAAGCUUAAAGCAGCUGAAGCAGCUGAGAAAGAGGAUGAAAGUGCACUAGGUGUUGAGAAGAAUGUAUCUUCAAAUCCUGCUGUAUUGGACUCAAAGGAGGAGGAUAGUAAUUCGAGUAACAAAGAAAAUGACGCUGCCAAUUUUGGAAUUGUGACUGACGAAGACAGAGAAGCUGACCGCGAAGCUAUGGAGAAGCUUACAAGCUUGAUAGAGGAGAGGUUAAAAACCAAACAUCUCCCUCCACCACCCACACCAGCUCCUGGCAAUGGCACUGGGAAUUCAAACUCAGAGUUGCCAGCUAAAUCAAGGGAUGGAGACUCUGAUGUUGAUAUAACGCGAAAUGAUGCUUCAGAAGAAAAAAAUGAUGAAGAGACAACUAGUGACAACAAAGCAACAAGUGAGCAGGAUAGGCCUGAAACAAGCUCACCUGACAGGAAUAGAAAGCAAGAUAGGAGGAGUAGAGACAAAGAGCGAGAUCUGAAACGUGAAAAGGAGCGUGAGAUUGAAAGAUAUGAAAGAGAAACAGAACGAGAACGGGUACGGAAGGAGAGGGAGCAAAGGAGAAAAAUUGAGGAUGCUGAGCAUCAGUAUGACAAAUGUCUCAAAGAUUGGGAGCACAGGGAAAGGGAGAAAGAGAAACAAAGGCAGUAUGAGAAGGAGAGGGAGAAAGAAAGGGAACGCAAGAGGAAGAAAGAGGUAAUUUAUGAAGAAGAUGACGAGGAUGAAGAUUCCAGAAAAAAGUGGAGGAGGAGUGCGCUGGAGGAGAAGAGAAAGAGGAGACUACGGGAGAAAGAAGAUGACUUGGCUGACAGGCAGAAAGAAGAGGAAGAAAUUGCUGAGGCCGAGAGGAGGGCCGAUGAGGAAAAGCAGCUACAGCAAGAAAGAAAUGCAUUGAGGGAUUUAUCUGUCCAUGUAGCUAAUGGAAGCGAACAAGCGGCUUUGGCUGAAGAAUCCUUUGUGGAACUGAGAGAUAAGGCUACUGAACAGAAUAAUGAGGGUGAUUCUGGUCCUGAGAAUCAUAUGGGUUAUGGGACUUUACAGAAUGGAAACAGUGGUGAUGAGUCAACAAUGACAUCAGUUCAUGCAUCAGAACCACAGCAGAGUGGCAGUGCCCCAGCAAAAAAGUUGGGUUUUGGCCUCGUCGGGUCUGGAAAACGCACUGCUGUUCCUUCUGUUUUCAAUGAGGAGGAUGAUGAUGCACACAAGGACAAAAAAAUGAGGCCACUGGUUCCCAUUGAUUAUUCAACUGAAGAACUGCAGGCUGUCCAACAAACUGCUUCUGGGCCUCCAUCAAAUUUGGCUGCAGCUGCAGAAUUCGCAAAGCGAAUUUCAAAUGUUAGCUCUAGGGAAGAGAAACCAGAUAUAGAUAAGGAAAGAAAUAGACGUGCUAAUGAUAGGUCGAGCCAACGGGAUAGGGACAGGAGUGAUGAUGACACUAAUCGCACUAGAGAUGAGAACAAGGAGAAGACUGACCGUGAUACCGAUCGAGAACAUGGGCUGGAUAAACCAAGGACAACGGAUAACAAAAAGCUUUUGGAUGCGAAACAACUGAUUGAUAUGAUUCCAAAGACGAAAGAGGAAUUAUUCUCAUAUGAAAUAAAUUGGGCUAUUUAUGACAAGCAUGCACUACAUGAGAGAAUGAGACCAUGGAUUUCAAAGAAGAUUACAGAGUUUCUAGGAGAGGAAGAGACCACACUGGUAGACUACAUUGUAUCUAGUACUCAGGAACAUGUGGGAGCAGAACGCAUGCUACAGCUGCUUCAAUCCAUUUUAGACGAGGAAGCUGAAAUGUUUGUUCUCAAGAUGUGGAGGAUGCUCAUCUUUGAAAUUAAGAAGGUUGAGACAGGUCUUGCUUCAAGAACAAGAGCAUGAACGUGAACACGACGGUUUUGUUUGUAGGUUGUAUUUUUGUUGCUGUAGACCUGAGUCUUGUUAGUAUUAUACAUCCAUUGGCCUCUCGCUUGUUUCAGUCCUUCUUACAUAGGAUGGAUUAGCAUAGAUGGCUGUCAAGGCUAAACCAUAUUCUUCUGUUUGUAUUGCUUCAAAGUACAGUUUUAGUCCAUAAGCAAAUAAACCCGUUUUUGUCUU
Prunus mume (Japanese apricot) is the source of this 3247-nucleotide messenger RNA. The record is from RefSeq and is a predicted model, not a curated record. NCBI's taxonomy places the organism in Eukaryota, Viridiplantae, Streptophyta, Magnoliopsida, Rosales, Rosaceae.